This is a messenger RNA of Mus pahari (shrew mouse), 2948 nucleotides long. RefSeq names its product fucosyltransferase 4 (gene Fut4). The transcript has a single exon. The coding region runs from base 1 to 1293 and encodes 430 amino acids. Gene Ontology annotation, cellular component: membrane. Gene Ontology annotation, molecular function: alpha-(1->3)-fucosyltransferase activity. NCBI's taxonomy places the organism in Eukaryota, Metazoa, Chordata, Mammalia, Rodentia, Muridae. The record is from RefSeq and is a predicted model, not a curated record.
AUGGCUCCGGCCGGGCGAGAGCUACAGCCUGAGAGCCGAUGUCGCCCCUCACGGACGGUGGACGCGUGGCGAGCCGCGGCGGCCACUCGUGGACGCUACAUGGAGACGCCGGGGGACCGGCGUCGCGGAGGCUGGGGACUACCCCGGAGCUCCUCUGCGCUGGCCGCAGUGGGACUACUGUGCACCGCGUUGACUGCCUGCAUUUGCUGGGGACAGCUGCCGCCACUGCCCUGGGCUUCCCCAGCUCCGCAACGCCUGGUGGGUGUGCUGCUCUGGUGGGAACCCUUUAGGGGGCGCGGCGGCUACCCCAAGUCUCCACCCGAUUGCAGCCUGCGCUUCAACAUCAGCGGCUGCCGCUUGCUCACCGACCGCGCGGCCUACGGGGAGGCUCAGGCAGUGCUGUUCCACCACCGCGACCUGGUGAAGGAACUCCACGACUGGCCUCCGCCCUGGGGCGCCCAAGAACGAACGGAUAAGGCGCUGGAGCUAAGCAUGUUCGACGCCCAGGAGGGAGCAGUGACGCUAACUGGCAAAGCCCUGGAGACCGUAGGUUCUCGUCCUCCGGGUCAGCGGUGGGUGUGGAUGAACUUCGAAUCUCCCUCCCAUACUCCAGGGCUGCGGGGCUUGGCCAAGGACCUCUUCAAUUGGACACUGUCCUACAGGACCGACUCGGAUGUCUUUGUGCCCUAUGGCUUCCUCUAUCCCAGGAACGAUCCAACUGAACAGCCUUCAGGCUUGGGCCCCCAGCUGGCCUGCAAGCGAGGAUUGGUGGCCUGGGUUGUGAGCAACUGGAAUGAGCACCAGGCACGGGUCCGUUACUACCACCAGCUGAGUCGGCACGUGUCUGUGGACGUGUUUGGCCGGAUGGGACCUGGACAGCCAGUGCCAGCCGUCGGGCUGCUGCACACUGUGGCCCGCUACAAGUUUUAUCUGGCCUUUGAGAACUCACAGCACGUGGAUUACAUCACUGAGAAGCUGUGGCGGAAUGCCUUUCUGGCUGGGGCCGUGCCAGUGGUACUCGGCCCCGAUCGUGCCAACUAUGAGCGCUUCGUGCCUCGUGGCGCCUUCAUCCACGUGGACGACUUCCCCAAUGCUGCUUCCCUGGCUGCCUACCUGCUCUUUCUCGACCGAAAUGUGGCUGUCUAUCGCCGUUACUUCCGCUGGCGCCGGAGCUUUGCAGUGCACCUCACCUCUUUCUGGGAUGAGCAAUGGUGCCGGGCAUGCCAAGCUGUGCAGACCUCUGGGGGCCAGCCCAAGAGCAUCCACAACUUGGCAGACUGGUUCCAGCGAUGAGGCCAUUCUGCUGUGAACUGACAUUUCCUUGGCUGAGUUUUCUAAAUACCCAAUUCUUCUUUAUGUGAAGAAGAUGAGUUACCAAUCAAUAUUAUUUAGCACAAGGAUGGGAAAAUUCCCAGACCCUCAUGGCCUUUUUACAGAGAGGUGGGCUGGCUAUCUGGUAAGGGGCUGCGGUAUCCUGGGUGAAAGAGGCCCUUCCUUACCUGUCAUCCAUGUGAAGAAGUGGCCUAUGCUUCUGGCCACAUGUGAGCGGCCCAUGUGGCCGCUAAAGUUUAGACGUAUUUGCUCUCUGAUCAUGGUUGCUUGGACCAAUGAAGAGCAGAACACAGGUUUUUGAAAGCCAGUGGGUAUGAGAUAGCGGAAGGAUUGUGCCCACACGUGGGGUUUUCUUUGGUGGUCGGAUUCCUCAAACCCUCUGAACCUGGAGAAGAUAAGAAGCCACUGAGUUCCUUCACCAGCCAUGAGUGUCCCCAGCCCUGUGAAUAGAAACAAGAGUCAAGAUUAUCUUCAGAGGAAAAUUAAGAUGAAAGCUGCAUUUAAGUGACACCCCAAAUUCAGGGCCCUAAAAGAGUGAAAGUACUUAGUAGAAAUAAAUGAAAAGUCCCUUUACAAUGUGAAUGACCAUCUUUUAAUUACUUCUUCUGUCUUUGGAGCUUCCCACAACCUGGAUUGGGAAAACAUUAAAAACGCGGGUAUGGAAGAGCCACAAGCAAUCUUCCCGCUCACUUCCCAGCCAAUGUUUACAAAUGGAAGAGACAUAAAUGGCAACAUGUUGUCCACAAAUUUGUUUAUUCUGUGUCUCUGUUGGGCCUGAAAUUUAACCUGGAAUGUGAGUCCUUCAGCAGCGCUGGCAGUGCUGUGCAGAGAGAACAGUAAAGAUUUUGGUGGACUCCGGGUUUGUGCACAAGGAAAAGGAAAGCUUUUGUGGCGUCUGUUUGUGGUUGUUCGGGUUCUGUCCAGUUUUUUGUUCAAUGGAGCUGAGCUAAUGCUUACUGCGAUCAGUUGCCCGUUCUUUGUUUUCCCCUGCCCUGCUGCUAGAUACUCAUUCCAGUGCCUUGAACCCUGUGCUGUGGGACCAAUCUUGAAAACACAGUCAUUGAUUUUCCUCGUUCAACAGAUGUCAGGGCAUGCCUGCUGGUGCCAAACACUGGGCUUGAGCUCCCAGGGGAAGGACAGUAAAGAAAGGUGUGAGGAAUUGUCUCCUCUUUGGGGCUCCUACAAUCUACUACUGCCACAGGGGAAUAGGGAUUUUGGUUACAUAAAGUAUUGUUCCUAAAUCAGCCAAGCCAGUUGACUGAGACCUCAAGUUAUGAAACUAGGACCCGCGCAGACACUGUUACGGGCAGGGCCCAAGAUUAACUGACUAUGUACCAAGUGCUGCCCCUGUUGGGUCAGGACAGUUAUUUGAAUCUUAGAUCAGGAUCACAUCCAAGAGCUUUCGUUACAUAUAGGCUUGUAAAACUACUUAGGCCCAGGUGCUUCUAGCCCAUCUUCCAUAAAAGGAGUAAUUAAAAGCAGUGAAUAACAUUGCCUCAUUAAAAUGUUAUAGUGUGGGCAGAGCCACAGUUGCAGAACACCAGCUGCCCCACCAAGGGAGACACAAGUUCUGGGGGUUGUCUUUGCUUACUUUGGCUUUCAGACAGGGUUUCUCC